Beta vulgaris subsp. vulgaris (sugar beet) is the source of this 933-nucleotide messenger RNA. Its product is annotated as germin-like protein. The record is from RefSeq and is a predicted model, not a curated record. Gene Ontology annotation, molecular function: manganese ion binding. Lineage: Eukaryota; Viridiplantae; Streptophyta; Magnoliopsida; Caryophyllales; Amaranthaceae. Gene Ontology annotation, cellular component: cell wall. The transcript has 2 exons. The coding region runs from base 56 to 742 and encodes 228 amino acids.
UAAGAUCAUCCCUUUUAAUGCUCCAUCCAAAAAUAACAGAAAUUUUAAGAAAAUUAUGGAAGCUCAUAAUAAAUUUCUCACAUAUGUUACCCUUUUGACUGUCACUUGCUAUGUAGCCUACGCUACUGAUCCAACCCAACUGCAAGAUUUUUGUGUUGGAGUAAACAACCCUAUUGAAGGAUUGUUUGUGAAUGGAUUGUUCUGUAAAGAUCCAAUGAGGGCGAAUCCUAACGACUUCUUCUUCGAAGGACUAGAUGUUCCCGGCGACACCGACAACAAGCUAGGCUUUGUCGCAACACAAGUAACAGCAGCCAACCUACCGGGGCUUAACACUCUUGGUAUAUCCAUUGCUAGACUUGAUUUUGCACCAUAUGGUCUUAACCCUCCACACACACACCCUCGCGCUACUGAAAUCUUUACAGUGUUAGAGGGAGCAUUUUAUGUUGGUUUCGUGACCUCGAAUCUGGCUAACGCUAAAAAUAAGCUAUUUGCCAAGUUGCUUAACAAGGGAGAUGUAUUUGUUUUCCCUCAAGGUCUCAUACAUUUUCAGCUUAAUGUUGGUCACACACCCGGUUUCGCACUUGCAGCGUUAAGUAGCCAGAACCCAGGUGUGAUUACAAUAGCUAAUGCUGUAUUUGGGUCACAACCUCCUAUUUCUGUUGACGUUCUUACUAAGGCUUUCCAGAUUGAAGGUAAUUUAGUCAAGUAUCUUCAAGCUCAGUUUGGUGCGGGUAACUACUAGAUAUAUAAUGUCAUGUAGUUUGUUUAAUUCUCUUAAGAAGGUCUAAUUUUGGACUUGUUUGAUAAAAUAAAUGGUGUUAUAUAAAGUAUUUCAGCUUCUCAUGUGCUUCGCUUAAUUAGAAUGUUUGCGAAAGCCUUGUAAUAGUACGAAAACAUAUACCUGUUGUGUAAUAAAGCAACAACGUUGGAUGA